UCACGACAGACUGAUAUUACGGCAUCAGCGGGUGGUGACUUUUUGUCGACUUUGUUCAGUGAUUUUGACGGGGGGGGUUUAUCGGUUAUCGGCUGAUUAUUCAUGGAUUUUCGUGGGAUUAUUGAUGAUGAGAUGUUUGAGAUAUUGUGGGAAUUGUCACUGGGAAUUAGGGCCAGGGUUUUGUGCGGAAUUGUGUGAUUUUAUGUCGCGGCGGUGACGGAAUUGUGACUGUGAUUUCGGGGGUUUUGUUUUUUAUUUUGGAAAAAACAGGUGUUUCCAUUGAUGAGGGAUUGUAAUGGUGCUGUCGUAAUUGGUGGGCCAUUGUGAUGUGGAUUAUCGGCGAUGGAAAUUCGACUGAAAAGAUUCUUUCAUAAUGCUCUUCGACACAUGCUUGCGAUGAGAACGAAAGGGUCGUAAAGUAGAAGACCGGAAAAAAAGGGAAGUAAAUAGAGUUGAGAAAAAAAUCUGGUGCGACAUUUAUUUCUCCAAAGCUGUCGUAAUGAAUUAUCUCUGGGUGUCGUUUCUCCUGUACCCGCUGAUACUCUAUCCGCCUGGUGGAAGUGCCAUAGACAUAUCACAAUGCAUCGCACCGCUGGGUAUGGAAGCGGGAAUUAUACCCGAUGCAGAUAUAACAGCCAGCUCGAGCUUUGACAGCGGAAAUGUUGGACCACAGCACGGCAGACUUAAGCAAGAGAGGAAUGGCGGUGCAUGGUGUCCAAAACAAGAGAUUACGACUGAGCCACAUGAGUGGCUUGAGAUUGAUUUACACACGGUGCAUGUGAUUACUGGAACGGGUACACAGGGACGUUUUGGUAAUGGCCAGGGGGUCGAAUUUGCUGAGGCUUAUGUACUUGAGUACUGGAGGCCGAAACUGGGAAAGUGGGUGCGAUACAGAAACACGAGAGGCGAAGAGGUGAUAAAAGGCAAUACGAACACAUAUCUAGAGUCGAAGCACGAGCUAGAGCCACCAAUUUGGGCCAGUAAAAUUCGAUUUUUACCAUACAGCUAUCACCGUAGAACAGUCUGCAUGCGUGUGGAAUUAUACGGUUGCUUAUGGAACGACGGUGUUGUAUCGUACUCGAUGCCACAGGGCGAUAAGCGCGGCAACUGGGAAUUCUUUGAUGCCUCGUACGAUGGCUACUGGGACGGCGAACUCAGGCGUGGUCUUGGACAGUUGACAGACGGUCGCACAGGACCUGAUGAUUUCAAAAUGAGUUACUACGGUUAUGAUCGUGGACAAGGGUGGAUUGGAUGGAAGAAUGACACCAGACUGGGACACCCACUUGACAUCAAAUUUGAGUUUGACAAAGUUCGGGAAUUCUCAGCUGUUCACAUAUUCUGUAAUAAUCAGUUUACGAAGGAUGUUCAGGUAUUCUCCCAAGUCGACAUACUCUUCAGUAUCGGUGGUAAAUACUACAACGGUGAUCCAAUAAUCUACGCAUACAUGGAGGAUCGAAUAUUCGAGACACCCCGUAAUAUUUCCGUAAAACUUCACCACCGUAUCGGUAGAUUCAUCAAAUUACGAUUCACCUUUGCCUCCAAGUGGCUAUUAAUAAGUGAAAUUACAUUUGACUCGGACAUUGCCCACGGCAAUUUCACACCAGAGAGCCCCCCAACCACAGAGACCCCAAGAAUCAAGAAUCAAAGUACCCUCUCAAAGGACAUAUUUCAUCAGCCUGAGAUACCAGUGUCCACAGCUAAACAGGACGAUCCAACUUACAUGGCAGUGAUAAUUGGUGUUCUAACAGCGGUAAUUCUCCUCCUCGCUGUUGCUAUAUUCUACAUUGUCUCGAGACACAGAGCGAGGAAGAAUAAUUUUGCAACAGCCCUAGAUCCUAAGGAGACAAUACCCGCUAACCAUCAGCAUCUGUCCCCCGAGUCAACUUAUGGUACAACAAUGGAGAAAGAUGGUACACUGAUGACUUACAGGGUGGAAGAGUAUGAGGAUCGUUACACUGGCGCUAAAUUUGCCACAUUACCCCGAGAUCUCAAUGAUCGUCUUCUGGGUGAUGUCAGAUUAGAUGAAUACCAGGAACCAUUUCACGAAAAUAAGUACCGUGAAUCGCCGCAAGCUGCUUAUUACGGCUACAGUACAGUUGUCAUUGACAAUAAGGAUUUACAUGAUAAUAUUGAAUGUUCAGAUCCCACUUAUGACUACGCUGUACCAAUGCCAGUACCAAGCACAAGCAGUGAACACGAGAGUGUAUUUUCAAAGUCUUCGUCAAGGGGCAGUGCUAAGGCGUGUUUGCAGAGUUUUUUUCCACCGCCACCACCGCCAAUGAGUAUUCCACCCACUCGUGGGCCAAACAAUGCAACGUAUUCAAGUCCUCCUAGUCCUCAGCUUAUCACCGAGCGCGAGAGAAGAGGAAGUAAACGUCGGGAGCACACGCACACCAGAUACGCAUAAUAAGGGCAUUUUUUGUUUUGUUAUACACAUGUUCCUGGAUUCUUUGACCUUUUUUACUUUUUGAGGGCGAAAGGUGAAUGUCAUUUGAAUACCCUCAUUGAUACUUAUAUUCUGUGGUUUGUCCAUGGGACUAUUCUAUUGUGUGUGGAAAAAUGGGAUGGAUAACUAUAACACUUUCUCUAGGAAACUCUAUUAGUUUUUUUUUAUUAUUUCUAUUGGGAAUUGAGUAGCUUUCCCGUUUGUUUUCAAAGAAAUAUUAAUAGGAGAUAUUCUGUAGGGAACAGUUGAUGUUUUUUAUUGAUAUAUUUAGUUGAUAUUUUUUCAUGGAAUCUAUUCAAUUGAUAUUUUUCUAUAACAACCAAAAGCUAUUGAUAUUUCCUAUGAAAAUUUCUGUAA
Molecule: messenger RNA, 2803 nt
Organism: Diachasma alloeum
Lineage: Eukaryota; Metazoa; Arthropoda; Insecta; Hymenoptera; Braconidae
Product: discoidin domain-containing receptor 2
Exons: 8
Coding region: 500-2407 (635 amino acids)
Source: RefSeq, a predicted model, not a curated record